Messenger RNA from Desarmillaria tabescens, 1461 nucleotides. RefSeq names its product aromatic compound dioxygenase. Bases 287 to 1303 code for a protein of 338 amino acids. Gene Ontology annotation, molecular function: oxidoreductase activity, acting on single donors with incorporation of molecular oxygen, incorporation of two atoms of oxygen; ferric iron binding. The record is from RefSeq and is a predicted model, not a curated record. Lineage: Eukaryota; Fungi; Basidiomycota; Agaricomycetes; Agaricales; Physalacriaceae. The transcript is spliced from 12 exons.
GGCUUCGAAUUAGCCGACAAUCAUAUCAACUGGCGCGUACUACAACAAGAAAUUACUUGGCAUUCAAAACCUCUUUUGGAGACCGGUUCUUCCUCGGUUUCAUCAAUGUAGGGGCAUAUGCCGUCGUCUUCCAGUAUCUAAUUCAAUGGUAAUUUGGAGAUUAUGAUUGGAUAGUCACAGCGUGGCUGAUAUUCAGAUCGCAAAGGCAGCCUGCGAACGAAAGUGGAGCGACAUAAAAUGGUACUCAGAGCGUCCUCCAUUUCUCCAGUCCACUUUCAUCUUGACAAUGUUGGCUGCAUCUCUUCUGUCCUUGGCUACUUUGGCUGUUUUUGCCGCAGCACAUCCCGGCGAAGUUCAUCAGCAACUGAGCGAGUGGGAGCUCGUGGUUCGCAAGGCUGCAGCUCGUGAACGUCACUUGCUUGCCCGCAAUUGCGCGCCCCAGAUCUCGGACUUUACUGCUCGAAGGAAGGCCAAGAGAGAUCUUAAAAGACGAAACUUUGAACCUCGUGCACCUUCUCUGACUGCCACUGCCGCAGACCCGCAUUACACGGAAUUGCAAAACACGACUUGUGUUACCGCUCCUGAAGUCACCGAAGGCCCUUACUAUAUCAACAACGAGCUCGUCCGACAGAACCUCACCGAGGACCAAAGUGGUAUUCAACUUAUUCUCGACAUCGGUGUCUUAGAUACCACCACUUGCGAGCCUCUUUCUAACGCAUUUGUUGAAAUCUGGGCUGCGAAUGCCACCGGUUUCUAUGGAUCGUACGGUGCUAUGUCUGGGGGACCCCCGGUCGAACGUCGUCAGGGCCCUGGCGGUCCCGGAGGAGGUGCUGGCGGAGGAUCCCAGGUUAUGGCUAGGAACGAGACGUUCUUGAGAGGAGGUCUGGCUACCGAUGACGCUGGAAUCACCGAGUUAAUUACGAUCUAUCCUGGCUAUUACACCGGAAGGACUGCGCACAUUCACACUAUGGUUCACCUCAACUGGGAAGCAUCUGCAAACGGCACUCUAGUUUCACACUCUGGAAGUCUCUUACACAUUGGUCAAUUCUUCUUCGAUGAAGACUGGAAUGACCAGGUCUAUGCCAUCGAUCCCUACACCACCACUACGCAGAGUCGUACCUACAACGAACAGGACUCGAUCUUGCAGGAAGAGAACUCCAACGGUAACAACGCAUACGUUGGUCUUGAAUUGCUUGGAAGCGACUUCUCUGAUGGUUUGCUUGGAUACAUUACCGUUGGAGUAGAUUCAACCGCAUCCUACACUAUCAUGAAUACCAAUUACCUGAACUCGACUGGCGCGUAGACUAGUCCGAGUGGUAGUGCAUAGCGUAGGCGAUGCCUCCCUGCUUUCACAGUUCUCCAAGAGUUUGAUGUCACCAUAUCCACGCAGAAAUGAAGUUACUUAGUCUCUAUUAUACUUUGUGUAUGAGCCGAUUGUGUUUUAUGAGAGUUUUUUUUUGC